AUGGGAGAAAAAUCUGUGGGUGAUUCUAAUCAUCCUAAGUUCACGUUUGCUGAAUUGGUGAUGGGAAAACAUAACAAAAAACAAGUUUCAACAACUGUUGAUAUAGGCUCUUUACCAAACCCUACUACCAGAGAUGGAAAACCGGCUGUUGUUAUUCCUCAAGACUAUUAUGAAGAAGGCUGUCAAAUAUGGAGAUUUAGCCUUAUUGGAAGAUUAGAUCUCAAAGGUGUGAAGCUCAUUGAUGUUAAAAAAAAUCUGGAACAGCAAUGGGGUUUGGGAGAAGCUGGGGUUCAGUUUAUCCCUAUGAACCGUGGUUUCUUCAUUAUAAAACUAUUAACUCAAGAUGACAAAGACAAAGUUUUCAAGGAUGGCAACAAAAAUCCAUGGAUUGUUAAUGAUCAGCCUCUUCGUUUGAUUGAAUGGUAUCCAGGGUUUGACGCAGACAAGCAAUGUACUUCUCAUUCAACGGUUUGGGUGAAGUUUCCUAGCCUGCCCGUGGAGAUGUGGGUAGAAAAAACGCUUUUAGCUUUAGGGAAAUCUCUUGGAACACCCAUUGUGGUAGAUAAGAGAACCCUAAAUCAUGAAUAUGGUCAUUAUGCAUCUGUUUUGAUUGAUAUAGAUUUUGCUAAACAUGAUACUGAUUCAGUUUAUGUUGAAGUUGAUGGUCGACACUUUCUGCAACCUAUUGAAAUUCUAAAACAACCUAAGUUUUGCUCCAAGUGCAAGAUUGUUGGGCACUUAGAUAAAGAAUGUAGGAAGAAGCAUGCAGUUAAUGCAUUACAUGCAGCUCAUGCACGUACAGACGUCGAAAAAAUGCUGGUUCCUCAUCGCAGCAGCUGGGUGGUUUUCUUCUCUACAGUUAGAUAG
This is a messenger RNA of Papaver somniferum (opium poppy), 867 nucleotides long. RefSeq lists its product as uncharacterized. The record is from RefSeq and is a predicted model, not a curated record. NCBI's taxonomy places the organism in Eukaryota, Viridiplantae, Streptophyta, Magnoliopsida, Ranunculales, Papaveraceae. The transcript has a single exon. The coding region runs from base 1 to 867 and encodes 288 amino acids.